Molecule: messenger RNA, 1545 nt
Organism: Theileria orientalis strain Shintoku
Lineage: Eukaryota; Apicomplexa; Aconoidasida; Piroplasmida; Theileriidae
Exons: 1
Coding region: 1-1545 (514 amino acids)
Biological process (GO): protein ubiquitination
Cellular component (GO): membrane; Cul4A-RING E3 ubiquitin ligase complex
Source: RefSeq, a predicted model, not a curated record
AUGGAAGUUCCAGGAAGAGUAAUAUUCAGUUUCGUAAUAGUAUGCGUGGUCUCGUCCUUUUGCGUGGCAAUCGGAAUAGGAGGAGGCAUACUGUACGUUCCACUCCUAGGAUACCUAUACUCAGAUGUGCCGAAAGGAGUUUAUUUGUCAAAAACCUCAAUAUUGAUGACAUCGUUCAUCGGAGCAUCCUACCACCUGUGGAACGAUGUCGCGGUUAUAGUUAAAGCCUUUAAAAAGAAAAGGUCGUCAGAGAAGGCUGAUAAAAAAAUCGAUUCCGAUGUAAAAAAUGAAAAUACAGAGACUGUUGUAAAUGAAGAUGAGUUAAAAGAGGGCAACGUUGAGGGACUGGAGCCGACAGAUGAGCAGCUUGAACACACGCCCGAAGAGACUGAAUCUUUAUCUCAAAACACAGAAAUAAAAGAAAGCAAGGAAUCAAAGGCUUUUGAAACGCCACGAGUGCACUUGGUGUUGUCACUUUCACUCAUACCGUUCUGUAUUCUGGGCAGCUAUUUAGGUACGACCUUCCACUUCUUCGCAAAGGAUAACAUUAAGCUCGUGGUGACAGUGAUCGUGUCGCUAUCCCUGCUGGUCACAAUUUUGAAACUGAUUAUGCUGUGUGUCAAUAGAAAGAAGGACGAUAGAGAGUCACCGGAACAUACAGACCCAGAUUCUGUGUCAAGCACACAUGAAAAUACGGAGUCGAAUGAGGAUCAUAAACAGGAAGUGGAGUCGGAAAAGGAGAUUGAAAUUGAGGAGAUGAGUGAAGUGGAUUCAAAAGACGUUAAGGUCAUUUGCGACGACGACGAGUCGGACGAAGAGGAUAGUGUAGCAUCGAGAUCAGACUCGACCCAAAGCGUCAUCAACGGAAUAAAUAGGCUCUUUAAGUCCUACAACAACGUGACGGUGCACACGGCGGAUAAGAGACUGGUGUCAUUCAUGCUGAUAGUGUUCUGCCUGCUCUUGUACUUCUUGGCAAUCAAGGUGGACAAGCCGCUCCUGUACGCACCGGUGUUUGUGCUGAUGCUGUCACUCGGACUGUUCUACGCAGUAAAAACCCGGUUGUCAUUUAAGCCGAGGAAGAUCGCGGAGAGCUGCUCCAGGGGACUGGACAAGGUGCGGGACAAAGUGUGCAGAAGAAUGGGAACUAAGAAGGCACAAAAGUGGCUGGACGCAGGAGUCCACUACAUCCUGCUUAACCUGCUGGUGGCCUUCCUGUCAGGGUUCUUCUCAGGAAGCGCAGGCACGGGCUCAGGGAUAUUCAUGGUGCCGCUGCUGCAGUACCUGGCAAUGAGCCCAGUGUCGUGCUCAGCCACGUCGAACUUCCUGACGCUGUCAAUGUCUAUCGCAACCCUGUCGAGGUUCGGCCUGAAGGUGGAAUUUAAAGUCGAGGAGCUGCUGCCGGCGCUCUUCGGGUCCCUCGUCGGAACUUCGCUGUCCCUAUUUCUGAUCAGGACGAUAACGAAGGACAGGAUAUCGGCCUACUUCGUGAACGCCACCCUGGUGGUAUUCUGCAUAUCAUCGAUAGUGCUGACCUGGACGAUAUAG